UAAAAUAAUGCUUUAUAUUUAAAGUUUUUUAUUAAAAAAUUUGCAGUUACAUUUAAGAGCUCAAAGUAAGCUGUUGUUAAGUUUUUUUUUAAGUUUAAAGAAAUGUACGGAAAAGUUAUAAUUUCUACGCUAUUAUUGGCUUUUAUGGCCUACCAAAUAGUGCAAGCCAAAGAUACUUCUCUAAUACCACCGCGUUCUGGUGACAAACAUUUAAAAAAUACUAUUGUUUGUCAAACCUGUUAUGAUGUCAAACAAUGUAAAUCUCCUCAAACAUUGAUUUGUGAUCAAAACUCAGCAAAUCUAAUUAAUCAUAUGCUGGUCAUGAACUUCAUGAAUGUAGUAAAUAUUACUGGUCAAGAAUUUGAAUGUUUAAAAACUACAUAUUCAUAUAAAAAUUCCACAGUAAUUGACAUAAGAGGCUGUAUUAAUGUUGGUGUUAAUGCCUGUGGUUUAGUUGCCAAAAAUACUACCUUGCAAAAGAACAAUUGUAAAACUUGCAAAAAGGAUUUAUGCAACCCAGCUGGAACAUUCUCCUCCAGCUCUUUUGCUAUGAUGUUGUCUUCCAUCUUUGUGUUAGUUUCUUUAAAGUCUUUACAUUUUUAAGUUAAACAAUUAAUAAAGAUUUUUGAAUAAAUUUUCAAGCAAAAUUUUAGUGUAAA
Molecule: messenger RNA, 659 nt
Organism: Lucilia cuprina (Australian sheep blowfly)
Lineage: Eukaryota; Metazoa; Arthropoda; Insecta; Diptera; Calliphoridae
Exons: 3
Coding region: 103-603 (166 amino acids)
Source: RefSeq, a predicted model, not a curated record